Cajanus cajan (pigeon pea) is the source of this 4280-nucleotide messenger RNA. Its product is annotated as G-type lectin S-receptor-like serine/threonine-protein kinase SD1-1. Gene Ontology annotation, cellular component: plasma membrane. The record is from RefSeq and is a predicted model, not a curated record. Gene Ontology annotation, biological process: recognition of pollen; protein phosphorylation. Gene Ontology annotation, molecular function: ATP binding; protein serine/threonine kinase activity. Lineage: Eukaryota; Viridiplantae; Streptophyta; Magnoliopsida; Fabales; Fabaceae.
AUUGGUUGUGAUUUAGUCCAAAUCGUCGGCUACCUAAAAUAGGGUUCAACUCAAUUGGCUUAGACUAGCUAAUAAAGUGGAGAAGACUUGGGAGUUAACCGAAGAACCAAAAUGCAAGUGUUAUUUUUCCACUCAUCAUAACUCAAUAUUCGUCUUUAGGUGAAAUGUUGUUUUCGUAAAUUGUCGUUUAGAGGACUGAUAAGCUCGUGUGUGGACUCUGGCCUCUCAAAUAAGCCCUUGGUUGACCUACUGUUUGAGGACUUAGUCCUGGCAUAGUGAUUUGAAUUUUUGAUGCAUUAGGGACUGGAAAUUGCAUAUAUUCAUUUACUUGAUAUUUGCCUUUCUUGAAGGAAAUUGGAUAGUCCAGGCAUGUAAGGCUAAUGAUAAGGACUACUUAGUGAAUCAAACCUCAAGCAGGGUGAAUUUGAAUUAACUAACAAGGGAGUGACUCACUGAGAUGCAAACUGUAAAUGACCAUAUUUCUAAAUUCUAGAACUAAAGUCAUUGUCAUCCUUAAUGGCCUGUUCUUUUCAGUUGCAAAAAGUGUCAACUUAGUGUGACAUGGAUUUUGAUAUUCAUCAUGGGUUUGUGAGACUACAAGGUUACCCACAUUCAAGGUUUUAAGGAACGUCCGUGACCGCAAUAUUGAUGUUUUGGAGCAUUCAUAACUGCUAUUGCAGCAACAAUUAUCCAUAAUUUUUUAUAGUGUCAAGGACUGCGACAAAAUUGUUAUGGCAACUUAAAACCUCAGACACUUACCAUUGACAGGAGAUGAGGACCAGCAAAAAAAGAUACUCUUAUAUACGUGUCUAUAACAGGUCAAUGCCUGUACACAAUAUAUUGACACUAACUUCUAAGGAGGAAACGUUAUUGUCACGCAAGAUAUUGUGGAAAUUUUGAGCAGUUGUUAUAGGCAGGUUUCACGUUCUCAGUAAAAACAAAUGGCUACACCUUGAGAGUUGUCACACAUGCACCCAAAGUCCAAAACACUGUAACCGUGAGCUCCAUGGUGUAACUCUCAUUCUCCUCUUCAUUUCUCAGGCAGAAAAAAGCACAGUGCUUCAGGACUGUCAAGCGAUGAAAAAUCUUCUUCUCAUGUUCAUCCUUACUAAGAUUCUGUUGUUCUUUGGCCACAAGUCCAUGGCAGAUGACUCCAUAUCCCGAUUUCAAUCACUUUCUGAAGGCAAGACCUUGGUUUCUGAAGAGGGUACUUUUGAAUUGGGUUUCUUCAGUCCAGGAAGUGGUGCAGAACGUUACUUGGGAAUAUGGUACAAGUCAAUACCAGUGAAGACAGUUGUGUGGGUUGCCAACAGAGCCAACCCAGUAAAAGGCAACUCUAGCAUGUUGCAUAUAAACAGUGAGGGGAAUCUUGAGCUUGUUAACCUUAAUGGGGUUGUGGCUUGGUCAGCAAACUCUAGAAAGAAGGUUUUGAAUCCCAUUGUUCAGCUCUUAAAUUCUGGAAAUUUGGUAGUGAGAGAUGAGGGGGACCAAGAUGCUGAAAACUACUUGUGGCAAAGCUUUGAUUACCCCUCUGAUACACUAUUACCAGGAAUGAAGCUGGGUUGGGACUUGAGAACUGGCCUUGAGUGGCGUGUAUCAGCUUGGAAAAACUGGGACGAUCCAUCACCUGGUGAUUUCACUUGGGGCGUCUCUCUUGAAGGUUUUCCUCAAUUGAUGAUGUGGGAGGGGUCAAAGGAGUUUUACCGCGGUGGUUAUUGGAAUGGUCUUGGAUUCAGUGGCGCCCCAGAGUUGAAGCCAAAUCCAGUUUUUGAGUUCAAGUUUGUUUCCAACAAGGAUGAGGUGUACUACACAUACAGUCUCAGGAAUAAGUCAAUUAUUUCCAGGAUUGUUAUGAACGAAACCAUUUCUACUCGCCAAAGGUACAUAUGGAUUGAAGAGGCUCAAGCCUGGAGACUUUAUGCUUCUGUACCUAGAGAUAUCUGUGAUUCCUACAAUCUUUGUGGAUCAAAUGGGAAUUGCAUUAUUGGUGAUUCUCCAGUGUGCCAGUGUUUAAGUGGGUUUAAACCAAGAUCACCGGGGAACUGGAACAUGAUGGACUGGACUCAAGGAUGUUUUCUAACUGAAGAAUGGAGCUGUAAGGAAAAGAGGAAUGAUAGGUUUGUCAAAUUUAGUGGGCUGAAAGAUCCAGAUAUUUCACAUUCUAGGGUCAAUGAGAGUAUGAGUCUCAAUGAAUGCAGGGAUAGAUGCUUGGAGAAUUGCUCCUGUAAAGCUUAUGCAAAUUCAGAUGUUAGAGGAGGAGGGAGUGGUUGUUUGAUGUGGUUUGGUGAUCUAAUGGAUAUCAGAGAGGUUUCUGGUGGUGGUCGGGAUCUAUAUAUUAGAACUAAAAUUUCAGAAUCAGCUGUGAAAGUAAAACAUAGCAUGAAGGCAGUAGCAAUAAUCAUCAUCGUUGCCUCAGUUCUUACAAUCAUUCUGGCUUUGUACGUUGUUGGCAAGAGAAUCAAAAAGUUGAGAGCUUAUGAAACAGAGAACAAGUUGACGGUAGAGAGAAAUGAAGAAGACAAGAAAGAAGACCUUGAGCUUCCUUUCUUUCACCGUGAUGAAAUUAUCAAAGCAACUGAUGGCUUCUCAAUUAACAAUAAGCUUGGAGAAGGUGGAUUUGGGGCUGUAUACAUGGGUACCCUAGCAGAUGGACAAGAAAUUGCUGUUAAGAGGCUCUCACAAAGUUCUGGACAAGGGUUUAAUGAGUUUAAGAAUGAAGUCAUAUUGAUUGCCAAACUUCAGCAUCGAAAUCUAGUUAAGCUUGUUGGAUGUUGCAUUGAAGGAGAGGAGAAGAUGCUUAUCUAUGAAUACAUGCCCAACAAAAGCCUAGACUCCAUUAUCUUUGAUCAUGCAAAAGGAAAAAUUUUAGAUUGGUCUAAGCGCUUCAACAUUAUUGGUGGAAUUGCACGAGGACUUCUAUAUCUUCAUCAAGAUUCUAGGUUGAGAAUAAUACAUAGAGACCUUAAAGCCAGUAAUGUUCUACUUGACCACGAGUUCAACCCAAAAAUAUCAGAUUUUGGCAUGGCCAAAACUUUUGGAGGAGAUGAGAUUGAAGGAAACACAAGAAGGGUAGUUGGAACAUAUGGUUACAUGGCACCUGAAUAUGCCAUUUAUGGACUAUUCUCAGUAAAAUCUGAUGUCUUCAGCUUCGGUGUAUUAAUGCUGGAGAUAAUAAGUGGAAAGAAAAACAGAGGAUUUUCCCAUUCAAAUAACAGUAUAAACCUUAUUGAUCAUGCAUGGAGAUUUUGGAAAGAAAACAGACCUUUGGACUUGAUUGAUUCAUGCAUGGAGAAUUCAUCUGUUCUAUCAGAAGCAUUGCGUUGUAUCCAUAUCGGUCUUCUGUGUGUCCAACAGCAUCCUGAGGAUAGGCCAAGUAUGUCAACUGUGGUAGUGAUGUUGAGCAGUGAGAGUGCCUUGCCUCAACCUAAGGAACCUGCUUUUCUUAUGGAGAAGGGGAAGUUCUUUCUUGAAGCAGAUUCCUCUACCAAGCACCAGUUUUCUUCCACCAAUGAUAUAAGUGUUACCUUGUUAGAGCCUCGGUAAUAUAUUACAAAGAUAGGAUCGGGUAUCCAUAUGAAGAAGUGGCCGGUUCGCUCUUUUAUAAAGAGUGAUGGAACAAAGAGUGUGUGUUUUCUCAACUAAGGUUAUCAAGCACGAAUAUCUCUCUAUUUUACCGGCUUCAUACUUUCAAAAAGCCACCUUCGGGUCCUUUUGUAGACAAGGAGGAAAUGGUCGAUAGAAGUGGGACUCAUGGCUUAUUAUCUCUUUUCCUAAAAGUAGACUUUGAAAAAUACUAGUUGUACAUGACUUGCAUCUUAGAGCAUCAGUAGUAGGGAUUGCUUAUAAGCAACUCUCAGUGUCACAUCAUGUCACAUCAACUCUUUUUUACUUUAUGGGUUGCUUAAAUUUUAGCAAAGUUGCUUCCAAUGCUAAAAUUUAAGCAGCCCAUAAAGUGGAAAAGAGCUGAUGUGGCAUGAUGUGGCAGAGGGGGUUGCUUAUAAGCAACCCCCAUUGGAGAUGCUCUUAUAGGAAUUUGUUUUGAACUUGUCAUUCUCGUGUACUAAUCUGAUGAGCUUCUGAAUGUGUGUCAAGAUGUAUUUUGAUGUUGUUGAAGAACAACAUAUUAUGAUAUAAGUUCCUUGUGAAAGCUUCAUGGUAUACAUCGAGAAAGAUGCCAAAUAAUAAUAAUUAAGCGAAAAAAGAAAUGGAUAUAUUUUUUUUUUGUAUAAAUAUCAAUAGGCUUUGAAAGCAACAAAAUAAUUUAAAUAGAAUUCAUAAAA